CCUUCCCUGUUGGUGAGCACGAGGUCAAGCACGGCACCUCUCCUUGUUGGCUCCUCUGUUACUUGCAGGAGGAAGUUGUCUUCCACACAGUCAAGGAACCUCCUGGACACCUGACACUGUCUAACUCUAACCAAUGAACAUCAUGUUAUGAGUUACUAAAGAUUACUUUAAUUGCAGGAAGAAGAUUCAGAACGUCUCAAUGCAGCUUUCGCUUCAAUUGUGAACUUGAUGAAUCAAGCCUCAAAGGAAUGUGAGAAGUAUUAUAGCUCUAUGCCAACCUGUACAUGCAAAAAGCAUGAAAUCAAACACAUCUGUAGAUACCAUGCCAGGCAAGCAGGGAAAAGAGAGCUGGAGUCCUCUGAAGAAAAGAGGGCUGAAGCCUCUGUACCACCCAGUCAAGCUCAAACUUGCCAGCAAUGUGCCAGACAAGGUUCUGAAGACAUCUACAUUGAAGUUUCUCCUGGCUUCUAUUCUGUCACAGCAACCUCAGAAGACAUGGUGCAACAAACCCACAUGGUGGAUGUCCAUGCAGGGCAAAGUAUUGAUUUAACUUUUGUUCUAUGACAUUUGUUGUUCCUUGGCAAUCACAGGAAUAAAAUAUGAGACUGUUUUAAUGCAUGUAAUGAACUAUGAAUAUAUUUUUCUUGUUAGCACUUUAAUAGUAUCCUCGUCUUUGCAACUCCAUUUUUAUGACCUGUGUAUUUGUUUUCUACUUAAUGCAAUCUUACGCAGCCCACUUUGUACACUGAUUUGAUAGAUAUUUGUACAUUGUGUGCCUUAAAUCUAAUUAUGUGACUUGUAAUUCUAGGUUCUUAUGUUUUAAACAAUUAAAGAUACAAUCAGUGGAAUAAAAUACAUUAUUUAGUCUU
Molecule: messenger RNA, 869 nt
Organism: Pezoporus flaviventris
Lineage: Eukaryota; Metazoa; Chordata; Aves; Psittaciformes; Psittacidae
Gene: AKIP1
Product: A-kinase interacting protein 1
Exons: 4
Coding region: 229-564 (111 amino acids)
Biological process (GO): regulation of non-canonical NF-kappaB signal transduction
Cellular component (GO): nucleoplasm
Source: RefSeq, a predicted model, not a curated record